AUGCACCCAGGAGACCCUGGUGCCCAGCCAGCUCCUGCGCGUGGUCAGGCACCUCCCCAUCCCCUCAACUCCUGCUCUUUAACCCCAGCUCAUUUGAUAUUGCUUGCGGGCAAUGAGCUCCCCCCACGCCAGACAGCCGUGGCGGGGGGUCUCUCUGUGGCCCCGGGGCAGGGGGACGCACCAAGCCCUGAGCUCUGUGGGGGCCGGUCUCACCUUAGGGGCUCACCCAGCCCCACGGGAGUCAGCGGGCGCGGGCUCACCGACCAGGGCCGUUGCAAAAAGUGUUUGCAAACGGGACGCCAUGGGAGCAGAGCUGAGCUUGCACCCACACCCUGUGCUCGGGGCACAAGGGAGGAGGAGGAGGAGGAGGAGGGCUGGCUGAUGCAUUCAUCGCAGCCUGGGAAGGCUGCUCCGGUGCUGCGUCAGCCCCCGGCCGCCCUCGCGCAUCCGAGAUUCCCCGCGGCUCUGACAGCUCCCCUGGGCUCCUGGAGGGCCCGCUCACACGAGGGUGCCCCCCCGCCGCCGCCCUGGCCCUGCGCCGGGCCCGCUGGCGCCAGGCCGUGCCCUGCAGCUCCCGCCCCGCAGGGGGCCGGGACGCCUGGGCAGCUCUGCCCUGGGCGGGGGGGUCUAGGCCAUCCCAUCACCCAGCCUGCACCCGCCGUGGUCCCUGGGGAGUGGCCGGGCUGGAGGCCUCAAGCUUUUCACUCACGCUUCGUGUCUCCCCUGCCAGUCGACCGAUCCUUGCAGAACCUGUCCCUGGCCCAGUCACUGUCGCUGAACCUGAAGAACCACUACAGCCUGGACAUCAACCUGCCGUCCACCUCUACCCCCGCCAGCAUCUUGGGCAGCCCCGUGGCCCCCGGCUCGCUCUCAGCCCUUGCCUCGGGGGAUUCCUACCUCAAUCUCUUGAACCUGGAGAGGGGCGGCUCCUGCUAUGACGGCAAGGAGGGGGACGAGUGCUUGGCUGUGCUGGAAGGGCAGGACGGGGUCAGCAGGCGUGUGGAGGGCUCCGCGGUCAGCGAGUUCGCCCCGCUCAACGGGAGCAGCCGGCAAAAGGCAGAUGAUGUCGACAGCAGGGUGGAUGAGGACAGGAGGCAGCAGCCCAUUCCCAAGAUCAACCCCCCACCACCCAUCCUACGCAAAAGGUCGAGCAAGACCUCCCCAAGCCUGGAGGUGGACGCCAAGCCCGAGACCACUGUCCACGUGAGCCUUCCCAGCCCCAGUGUGUCCAGCCUCACCAACAUCACUGCCAGUUCCCUCACCCUCUUGGACCCCGAGGUGAGGACUUCUGCCUGGAGCGCUGCCUCCAGCACGGAGCUCGUCCCUGCUGGGACCUCGCAGCAUGCUCUUGGCAAGGACAGGACUGGAGAGAACGGACACGUGUCCCCCCUGUCCAGCAUCCAUGACGCUGCAACAGGUGAGGCCCUGGGCAGGAACCUAGCCGCCCUGGCCAGCCCCAUGGACAGCACGUUGCCGUUUUCCCCGGUGGACGACACCUGCUUGCACAUCAGCUUCUCGGAAGAUGAGCUGCUUGAACCAGAGCUAGAUGCUGCUCUGGGACCUAGCAGGGUCCCCGCUUAGCUGGACUGCAGUCCUCGGCAGCUGGCAGGCAGUCCCAGCAGCUCCAUCCACCUCGCUCCACCAGCCUGCGUGGGCUUAGGGGGCCCCUCUGUGCCCAGGCUGGGAAGCAGGUCCCUUUGCCGUCCCUGCCCCAUGCGGUAGCUGCCCCCAGUGCAUGCAGGGCUGCCGGAGCAGGACCUCCCUCGAUCUGCACCAGCUCACAUUGCAUCAAGCCCCAGGGCCGCAGGGGGAUCAUCGCUGCCUUCCCUCUGUCCCCAGCCCCCCCACUGGCCCUCGGUCCGCGUGCUGGCUCUUACGCAGUCAGGGACGCAGCACAGGGCCCUGCCGGAGGAGCUCGCUCUGACUUGCUCUGCAGCAGAGGCAACCAUUCAUGGUCAUAGCUACAGCCCGUGUUGCUGGCUGGGCUGCAGACAGUCCCACGAACGGCAGGGGGCCGGCCACAGG
This is a messenger RNA of Struthio camelus australis, 2025 nucleotides long. The record is from RefSeq and is a predicted model, not a curated record. NCBI's taxonomy places the organism in Eukaryota, Metazoa, Chordata, Aves, Struthioniformes, Struthionidae.